UCUUCAUCAACAAUUUUCACAAACACAAAUUCACAAUCAACAAAACAAAACAAAAAAAAACAAAGAGUUUCUCCGAAUUUUUUCCUAAUUAAAAAAGAUGAGUUCAACAAGCAAAGCAUGGUUAGUAGCUGCAAGCAUCGGAGCCGUUGAAGCGUCCAAGGACCAAUUAGGCAUGUGUCGCUGGAACUACUUGAUCCGAUCAGUGAAUCAACGUAUCCGUAACAACGUGAGAUCCGCUUCUCAGGCCAACAGAUUCUCUUCUUCAACCGUCGUCGCGUCCGUUAAGGACGAUAACAAGGCAAAGCAGGCUGAGGAGUCACUUAGGACGGUCAUGUACUUGAGCUGUUGGGGUCCUAACAAAAUGGAUAAUCGACCUUAACUAAUUGUUUUUGGGAUGCAUUUGUAGUAUAAUGAUGAUACUUCGUACAUGAUGUAUAUAGAUAAUGAAUUUUGGGAUGCAAUAAAAAAUUUUGUUGUCGCAAAAAAA
Arabidopsis lyrata subsp. lyrata is the source of this 487-nucleotide messenger RNA. RefSeq lists its product as uncharacterized. The coding region runs from base 98 to 379 and encodes 93 amino acids. Lineage: Eukaryota; Viridiplantae; Streptophyta; Magnoliopsida; Brassicales; Brassicaceae. The transcript has a single exon. The record is from RefSeq and is a predicted model, not a curated record.